ACGAUGGAGCUAUCUGAGGCAGCGACGGCAACCGCCAGCGACGAGCACCAGAGCCGUCCACUCUAUCUACAUACAAUGCUCGCUGGUGGUAUUGGUGGCUCGUCGGGUGAUAUGCUGAUGCAUUCGCUCGACACCGUCAAGACGAGGCAACAAGGCGACCCUCAUAUACCGCCGAGAUAUACGUCGACAUCAGCCUCAUAUCUCAAGAUAUUCCGCCAAGAAGGAUUUCGAAGGGGACUGUACAGCGGAGUUACGCCUGCGCUGAUGGGCUCGUUCCCUGGCACAGUUAUCUUCUUCGGCACUUAUGAGUGGUCGAAACGGAAUAUGCUGGAUUAUGGAAUCAAUCCUACUCUAACGUAUUUAUCUGCCGGCUUCGUCGCUGAUUUAGCCGCAUCUAUUGUCUACGUUCCGUCGGAGGUCCUCAAAACGCGAUUGCAGCUCCAGGGACGAUACAAUAACCCAUACUUUAAUUCAGGAUACAAUUACCGCUCAAUGACGGAUGCCUUCCGAACCAUCGUUCGAACAGAAGGCUUCGGCGCCAUGUUCUCCGGCUACAAGGCGACUAUCUUUCGCGACCUGCCGUUCUCGGCGUUGCAAUUUGCAUUCUAUGAACAGGAGCAGCACUGGGCGAAGGAGUUGGUUGAAUCGCGAGAUAUCGGGCUCUCCCUCGAAGUCCUCACGGCCACGACGGCCGGUGGUAUGGCUGGCGUUUUGACAUGUCCAUUGGAUGUGGUCAAGACGCGGAUUCAGACACAGCAGAAUCCGGAUACACAAAAGCCGACGUCAUCAUCGUCACAGAAAUCGCAAUCGCCCUCGUCGUCAUCUUCGACGGUAGAGCACUCCUCGAAGGAUACUCGACCGCAUUCACAUCAUACUACUAAUACCUCGACAACCACAUUAAAGAACCGCUCACGACCUAUCUCCACUUCAUCCCCCUCUACAUCCACUGUGCAGCCUGGCGCUCCCAUUCUGAACACAUCUUCGAUCUUCACGGGGUUGAGGCUCCUCUACAAAUCCGAGGGCCUAGCCGGCUGGUUCCGUGGAGUGGGACCGCGCGCAGUGUGGACCAGCGUGCAGAGUGGCACGAUGCUGGUCAUGUACCAAUACCUGUUGAAGCAGUUCGAGUCCUGGCAGCAGCCGCAGCAGCAGCCG
Molecule: messenger RNA, 1152 nt
Organism: Talaromyces proteolyticus
Lineage: Eukaryota; Fungi; Ascomycota; Eurotiomycetes; Eurotiales; Trichocomaceae
Product: mitochondrial carrier domain-containing protein
Exons: 3
Biological process (GO): magnesium ion export from mitochondrion
Molecular function (GO): magnesium ion transmembrane transporter activity
Source: RefSeq, a predicted model, not a curated record